This is a messenger RNA of Styela clava, 1213 nucleotides long. RefSeq names its product F-box only protein 36-like. Gene Ontology annotation, molecular function: protein binding. The record is from RefSeq and is a predicted model, not a curated record. NCBI's taxonomy places the organism in Eukaryota, Metazoa, Chordata, Ascidiacea, Stolidobranchia, Styelidae.
CUGAAUUUAAUUCUAAUCAAUUUUGUUGUACAUUAAGAUCUAACUAUUAAAAGUAUUAAAGAUGUGUUCAUUACUUGAAAAUGGCAUCCUUCUUGAUAUCAGUGAGCAAGCUCCUUCACCAAGUAAAGAUUAUAUCAAUAUGAGAGUGACAUUAAAAGAUAUUCAGUGGAGAACUUGGAAAAUUAGUCCCCAGUGCCUGAAACCAGAUGUCCUUGUCACACCAAAUGAAGCUAUUUUUCCUCUUGAGGAUUUGGUGCAUGAUCUGGAUUUGCAAAGUGAGAUAAAAAGAAUAUUUGGUAAAAACACGCUUGAGUAUGUUAAAAACUUAUGCGAAGGAAAGUACAACUUCUUGGAUAGACUGAAGAAAUCAUUGCAAAUCUACAUUAUAUCGUUCUUGGAGUUGGAAGAUGUUGCAAAGCUAUCUCAAGUCAACAGACAUUUCCAUGAGCUUUGUGAAUGUGAUCAACUGUGGGAACACAUUGUUGAUAGAUGUUGUGAUACUGUGACUCCCGACAUGAAAUUAUAUGCACAGGAAGUUGGAUAUAAACAGAUGUUUUUCACAAACAAAUUGCAGCUUCAGAUGCAAAUGCGUCGCCGCAAACAAGAAUGUGAUGCUUAAGUUGUACGCAGAUGCCAGCAGCAUGACAUAGUAUAUAUAUUAUACAUACCCCUGAUUUUAUGUGUGUUACGGUAACUAUAAAUAGCUUUGCUUGUGUUAUAAACAAAUGAUAGUAUGAAACUUCAUACUUCAAGUGUCAUUAGUUAAAUCUUAUCACAACCAGUUUUGUUCGAAUGACCUUCAGAUUUUUAUGUGUGUAAAUAAAUUACCUAAAGAUAUUUCAAAUAAUUGGGAGUGGCUCUGAUUUUGUAACUUUAAAAUAGAAGUUUUGCAGUUGAUUUCAUAUAUGUACUCACUGUGGUCACAUUCAUUCAAGUACAAUAAUUCAUACGAGCUUCUUUCAUUACAUUUUCUGUUUAAAUCUUCAUUCCUAGUGACAAAAUUGAUAGAGCUAAUCUAUGAUAUGGCGAUCCCAAUUGCUAUCCAGAUUUCAAAAUAUAUUGAAAAUUUUGUUUCAUGUGACUGUUGAUUUGUUUUUGCUUGGUUAUUAUUCAGCCAUUUUGCUUUUGAUAAAACAUGAUUGUGAGAUGUAUAUUGCUCUCAUUUUAUUGCAUAUUAUAUUUUGGUACUAAUGAUAUAGAAAAAUGUGAAAUG